Acanthisitta chloris (rifleman) is the source of this 965-nucleotide messenger RNA. RefSeq names its product serine/threonine-protein kinase SIK3-like. Gene Ontology annotation, molecular function: ATP binding; tau-protein kinase activity; protein serine/threonine kinase activity. Gene Ontology annotation, biological process: protein phosphorylation; intracellular signal transduction; microtubule cytoskeleton organization. Gene Ontology annotation, cellular component: cytoplasm. The transcript has 8 exons. The record is from RefSeq and is a predicted model, not a curated record. The annotation marks the transcript as partial. Lineage: Eukaryota; Metazoa; Chordata; Aves; Passeriformes; Acanthisittidae.
AUUUUGGGUUCAGCAACAUCUUCACCCCUGGCCAGCUGCUAAAAACCUGGUGUGGGAGUCCUCCCUAUGCUGCUCCAGAGCUCUUUGAGGGCAAGGAGUACGAUGGGCCCAAAGUUGACAUUUGGAGCCUCGGCGUGGUGCUGUACGUGCUGGUGUGUGGAGCUCUGCCCUUCGACGGGAGCACCCUGCAGAACCUGCGCGCGCGCGUGCUCAGCGGCAAGUUCCGCAUCCCCUUCUUCAUGUCCACAGAGUGUGAACACCUGAUCCGCCACAUGCUGGUCCUGGACCCGAGCAAGCGGCUCUCCAUGGAGCAGAUCUGCAAACACAAGUGGAUGAAGCUGGGAGAGGCUGAUGCAGAGUUUGACAGGCUGAUAGCAGAGUGCCAGCACCUGAAGACUGAGAGGCAGCUGGAGCCGCUGAACGAGGACGUGUUGCUGGCCAUGGCAGACAUGGGGCUGGACAAGGAGCGCACGGUGCAGUCCCUGAGGGCCGAUGCCUACGAUCACUACAGUGCGAUCUACAGUUUGCUCUGCGACCGCCUCAAGAGGCACAAGAACCUGCGCAUUGCACCUUCUCCCAGCAUCCCACGGACCAUGCCCUUCUCUGCCUCGGCCAACAUCCAGGCAGAACAGACAGGCAACACCAUGAACAUCAAUGUGCCACAAGUCCAGCUCAUCAACCCUGAGAACCAGAUUGUGGAGACUGACGGAACAAUGAACUUGGACAGUGAUGAAGGGGAAGAGCCAUCACCUGAGGCUCUGGUGCGCUACCUCUCCAUGAGGAGGCACACAGUGGGAGUAGCUGACCCACGGACGGAAGUGAUGGAAGAUCUGCAGAAGCUCCUGCCUGGCUUCCCCCGUGUCACACCUCAGGCUCCGUUCCUGCAGGUGACCCCGAAUGUGAACUUCAUGCACAACGUGCUGCCCAGGCAGACCCUGCAGCCCACAGGACAGCUGGAGUACAAG